Messenger RNA from Daphnia magna, 859 nucleotides. RefSeq lists its product as uncharacterized. Lineage: Eukaryota; Metazoa; Arthropoda; Branchiopoda; Diplostraca; Daphniidae. Bases 84 to 737 code for a protein of 217 amino acids. The record is from RefSeq and is a predicted model, not a curated record. The transcript has 5 exons.
CGGAUGAGUGCAGAAAUGAAAACGAAUCAAACGAGUUGUUCCUUCGAUGUGCAUCAGUCGCAACGUUUAAUUUACGUACGUCCAUGGCAAACGUUUGUCUUUACUUGUUUGUGUUGAUUUCAAUCGCAUCGAUCGUCCAAUGCCAGCAACUCGAUGACGAAGAGGAACAGACCGUCACCAUUUUACCGAAUGGCGAAAUUGUUGUUCGACUCGAUCAACAUCUGAUGUUGACAUGCAGAAUCGACGGUCCUCAAGUGACACGUUGUUUGUGGGAGAUCGACGGUGUUUUUCAACCAUCAACAGUCCUCAGUACGGCAAUCGAAAAUCGAAGAUAUCAAUCACAAAAUUAUGGAAGAUGCCACAUUGUAAUGAAGGUGACACAGCAAGAUAUUGGCCAGUGGACGUGUUACAUGUUUACCGAUGAGUCUGACAUUCCCAAGAAUGCCACCAAGGAAGUUUCUUUAUUCCACAGGAGGUCGUCACUCUCCGGACUCGUCACCAUCAUAAUAGUAGGACUGAUUAUACUAGCGAGUUACGUGGGUGGUUUCGCUCUUCAGAAAGCAUGCCAGUUCAAUAACCAAAGAUGGCAAGCAAUCUCGAAAAUGGCAGAACCUACUGCGUCAACGACAUUACGUCCGAUGAGAAGCCAGGAGUCGUCACAGUAUGAGAACAGCGCGUGUUACGAUGACGCUAUUGAAAUGACUACAUCACCCCAUACAGCCAAAGGUCAUCCCUGACGAAAGACACAAGACACGUAGAAAAAUUGAUUUAAUAGUCGAUGUUAAUGACAUUGCCAAAAAUGGCGCAAAAAUAACAACUUCAAUCAGCAAUCUCGUGUAAUACAACAGUUUUCUAUUGA